CGUCCCGGCCCGUCCCGCAGCCGGUCCCCGUCUCCCAGUCCCGGCGGUCGCCUGGUCGCGGGCCCCGGCCCUGCCGUCAUGAAGCGGGAGCCGCCCUCGACGCCCCCCGCGACCCCCGGCCCCGAGCCCCCCUCGCUGUGGAUCUUCGGCUACGGGUCCCUGGUGUGGAGGCCCGACUUCGCCUUCCGCAGCCGCCGCGUGGGCUUCGUGCGCGGCUACAGCCGUCGCUUCUGGCAGGGCGACACCUUCCACCGAGGCUGCGACAAGAGGCCCGGACGAGUGGUGACCCUCCUGGAGGACCGCGAGGGCUGCACGUGGGGCGUCGCCUACGAGGUGCGGGGCGAGCAGAUCGGCGCGGCCUUGCGGUACCUGAACGUGCGGGAGGCGGCGCUGGGCGGCUACGACACCAAGACGGUGGACUUCCACCCGCGGGACGCCCCGGACCGGCCCCUGCGGGCCCUGGCCUACGUGGCCACCCCGCGGAACCCCGGCUACCUGGGCCCGGCCCCCGCGGAGGACAUCGCCGGCCAGAUCCUGGCCUCCCGGGGCUGCUCGGGCCACAACCUGGAGUACCUGCUGCGGCUGGCGGACUUCGUGAGGCUGUGCGGGCCGCAGGCGCGGGACGAGCACCUGGCCGCCAUCGUGGACGCGGUGGGGGCCCUGCUGCCGCGCCUCCGCCCCCCCGGGACCGCCCCCGGCGCCGGCCUGAGCCCCCGGACGCCCCGCGCGGGGCCGGGACCGCGGAGGGUGGGCCGAGCGGGACUCGGCCGGACCCCGGCGCGCCGCCCCGUCCCCCCGGACGCCCGUGCGAUACGGACCGGCACCCGUCGCCUCCGCUCCUCCUCGCCCGUUGCCGGGCCGCCGCCCCGCGGGGGCCGUGACCUCCGGCCCGCUGCCGCGCCGGAGCCCGGGGCGGUUCCGGGGACCUGCGCCCGGCCCGGCCGGCGGGCGGUCGCUACCCGAGGGAGGGGGAGCCCGGUUCCGGCCGUCCGGGGGGGCGAGAGGGUCGGGGAGGACACCGGGGAGGACGCCGGGGCGGUCCCCGGAGGGCGCGUCUAG
Messenger RNA from Ornithorhynchus anatinus (platypus), 1059 nucleotides. It is a transcript of the gene CHAC1, whose product is annotated as ChaC glutathione specific gamma-glutamylcyclotransferase 1. Gene Ontology annotation, biological process: glutathione catabolic process. The transcript has 4 exons. Gene Ontology annotation, cellular component: cytoplasm. The record is from RefSeq and is a predicted model, not a curated record. Gene Ontology annotation, molecular function: glutathione specific gamma-glutamylcyclotransferase activity; gamma-glutamylcyclotransferase activity. NCBI's taxonomy places the organism in Eukaryota, Metazoa, Chordata, Mammalia, Monotremata, Ornithorhynchidae. The coding region runs from base 79 to 1059 and encodes 326 amino acids.